This is a messenger RNA of Punctularia strigosozonata HHB-11173 SS5, 2727 nucleotides long. RefSeq lists its product as uncharacterized. NCBI's taxonomy places the organism in Eukaryota, Fungi, Basidiomycota, Agaricomycetes, Corticiales, Punctulariaceae. The record is from RefSeq and is a predicted model, not a curated record. Bases 163 to 2565 code for a protein of 800 amino acids. The transcript is spliced from 9 exons.
GACUGUGCGACGACGACGACCACGCCUGCCCGCGCGCGCACCCGCCACCGGCCACGGCACCAGGCAGAGAAAGCACCGACGUCAUUCCACACCCAAGUCUACAGUGCCCUCUAGUCUACUCACCCGCUCCUUUCCUUACGCCCUGCAUCCACGAUCACCGACAUGCCCAGCCUACGCAAGCUCAACCCCUUCAGCUCCUCCGCUGACCAAGAGCCCGGAGACGACCCGGCCCCGCCCUCCAUCACCGUCACCCCGCCCCAGGCCCAGCAGACGACCCUACCCGCCGCCGUCCCGCCCCCGGGCCCCGCCCCGCAGCCCGUCAUCGAGCCCCCUCCGCCCGCCGCCGCCGCUCCCAUGUCGGCCGCGCCGCUCCCUCCGCGCGGGUACGACUACGCCUACCAGCGCCCCGUUCGCCCGACCUACACACACAACAACCCGUCCUCCGUCCGCCUCAGCUACGCCCCCUCCGGAAGCCUCGGCAGGGAGAGCGGCACCAGCUACUUGCUCUUCUCCGGCCCGCCCAAACGCACUCGCCCGCGCUCAAGCAGCGUCAGCGCCGCCGACCUCCGCAAGCAGAUGUGCGCCACCCCCGGUGCACUCGGCCGUGUGGGCGAAGGCGUGGCCGCUCGCGACAGCUGGGUCCCCGUGGACGAUCAGGACAUCCCGCCCCGGCGCAAACAGCCCACAGACCGCGCGUCGGUGCACUCGGUGCCCGUCCAAGGCCAUCGCGGCGGGUGGACCACGACCAAGGGCAUCAUGCACUCCCUCAAUCCGUUCUCGCGCACGUCGUCGAGGGACCCCGAUCCGGACGUGACCGCCACCCCCGACUCGGGCCGACGUCUGACCGUACCCGGAGCGGAGGCCGAGGAGGAGCAGUCCGAGUCGGUCAAGGGCGUCGUGGGCCGCGCGAGGGCGAUAUCGAACGCCGUCCGCGACAGGAGCAGCACCUUCGCCGCCAAGCUCGGUCUGGGCACCGCCUCCGCCGAGCAGACAGCGCCGCCGAGCCUGGAACAGAUGGAGCAGCACCGCGCAGCCGAGGAGCGGGCCCGCUACGACCAGGCCGUCGUCGACCUCCUCGACGUGAUCGACCCGGAAGUGUCCACCCUCUCCACCCUCUCCGACGUUCAAAACUCGCUCUUCGUCCCCAACUUGGGCCGGUACGUCAACCGUGCCGGAUACGUCCGCCUCGCGCGCCCGCCGAGCCGCACCGAGCUCGCCGCCCUCGAAGAGGGCGAUGCGCGACGAGCGCAAGCGAUGGGCGCGAUCGCCGCCGAAGGCCAGGACGGCGAACGCUCGUCGUGGUGGCGGCGCACCAAAGCGACCAUCACGCGCGAAAAAGAGGAGCAACAGCAGCCACAAACCUCCGAAAAACCCCCGGCGCCCGCCGCCGAGCAGCCGCAGCCUUCGUCCAGCUCUGACGGCGAGCCGCGCUCGCGCUCCGAGACCCUCGCCGAGUACGUCAAGCACACCGACCCGGAGCAGGCCGAGCGAAACAGGUACGGUGUCUCGGAGGGGGACGAUAUCCAAGCCCGCGGCGAGUGGCUCGUCCUCCCCGACGGCCUCGUCGACUGGGACCACUGGACGCCCGAGGAGCGCGCCGAGCUCGACGACUACGUCCGGCAUUUGCUGCAUUCGCGCAAGUGGAAGGCGCGGCGGACGUGGCGCGGCUUCAAGCAGUAUGUCCGCACGCCGCUGGGAGCGUUCGUGACGAUAUACGCGUCCCUCCUCACGUUCUGGGGAGCGGCGUGGGUGCUGUUCCUGAUCGGCUGGCUCAACGCCGGCUCGCGUCAGGCGUACUUUGUGGAGAUCUGCGACCAGAUCUUGACGGCGCUCUUCUGCGUCGUCGGAAUCGGCCUCGCGCCGUUCCGCACGGUGGACACGUACCACAUGUACUUUAUCGCCAAGUAUCACCGCAAGACGCUCAAGAUGUACCGCGAGCUCGGUCUGCCCCCGCUCCCGGACGAGAACGACCUGCCGGACCCGGCCCACCAGCCGUCGAAGGAGGACGCCAAGAUCCGUCCGCCGGUGCUGACCGUCGAGGAGCAGGCGACGCUCAUGUACCACCAGAUGAAGUUUGCCAAGAGCCACACGUUUUACAAGCCCCACGAGACUGCGACGCAUAAGGCGUUUCCGCUAGAUCUGCUCAUCGUCAUCGUCUGCCUGCUCGACUUUCAUUCCAUCUUCCAGAUGGCCCUCGGCAGCACCACCUGGUCCAUCUCCUACCACCACCAAUACAAGAAGAUCCUGACGUCCAUCAUCCUCUCCUGUUCCAUCUCGUGCAACAUCUCGGCCGGGCUCGUCAUCGCCGUCGGCAACCGCCGGACGCGCAAGACGGAGGUCGUCGAGGAGCGCCUCCGGCGCGCGGUCACGGAGGAGGCCGUCAGGCGCCGUCAGCGUAAGCGCGAGGAGGAGGAGGAAGAGGAGCGCGAGCGUCUGCAUCGCGCGGAGAAGGCCGAGACGCGGCGGCGCAAGAGCGAGCACCAUCAAUCUUCGCUCUCCCUCCGUCAUGGCAGCGGCAGCGGCAGCGACCAUGCCAGUCGCACGGACGGGGUGUUGCCGCUGUGAUUCUUUGCCGCGAAGUAGAGGCACGUCCGUCAUACACGCAUAUGUUUCGUUUCAUACCCCCCUUGUAGUGCUGUAUUCUUUCCGUACCCUCAGAGUAGAUUAUCUCCCCAGAGCAUCAGAUUGUAUUCAGUAGUGACCGCACAACACGUAACGCAUGUACUC